This is a messenger RNA of Aphis gossypii (cotton aphid), 1565 nucleotides long. RefSeq lists its product as uncharacterized. The record is from RefSeq and is a predicted model, not a curated record. Lineage: Eukaryota; Metazoa; Arthropoda; Insecta; Hemiptera; Aphididae. Bases 417 to 1286 code for a protein of 289 amino acids. The transcript has 6 exons.
ACAAAAUAUCGAUAAAUAUAGCAAUUCGAUUUAAUUUCGUUGUCACACAAUUAUUACGUAUUACUCGAAUUCUGUUAAUGAUUAUCUUCCUUAGACACAACUGAUAACGGAUAAAUUCCAAACUCCAAGGUGAUGAAACACUUCAUCGACCAUCUAUUAUAGUUGCUGGAUUACUAGAACGUUUCUAAUCAUUCAGUCGUCGCAGCAUAUUUAAGAAUGUUCCACGGUGUACGAGUGGCUAAAUAAUAAUAAUUUAGGUCGUCCCAAUAUAGAAUUACAAUUUUGUGGGAAUGUUUAAGGUGUUUUUGGGUGGAAGAUUCAAAACUGAAGUAAAACUCAAGUUAACUGAUGUAUAUCAUUGCGCUGUGAUCACAGAAAUAGAAUACUAUUUACACUCAUGACUGUAGCUACACACGAUGGACAAAAGUUGGAUCAACCAGGACAAAAUCAAUAAUUACGAAUUUUUACUUGAACGUUUGGCUGGAGGGAGGAUGGCUGUUUACAUUAAAAAGUUCGAAAUACUCCAAAAAGAGACAGCCAACUCGACCAUGCUCAGCGAUUGUGUGCCAGUCAUCAUGGACCUAAUAACAUGCGAUCUGAAUGUAGAAAAAGCAUUACGACAAUCGUUGCUCCAUAAUCUUGUUCAAAUGGUCGUUUCGUCUGAAAGUGUUGUACAAAAGCUGUCGGCCGCAUGGAAAACGGAUGUGCUGUUGGGAAAUCUGGUCCGAGUCAUGCGUGAACACGUCAUGACACAGUACAAAUACUAUCAAUUGUACACACACAACGUGGUCACCGUGAUGAAGUGUUUGGCUCAAGUCAUGAAAAACAAUAAAGCUAAAGAAAAUAAGUUCAUCCAGACCACGUAUUUAGUGGGUAAGGACAGCUGUACUAUGUUGGAUGUUCUUCUGAAACCCAUGCAGUAUCUAGUAAACAUGAAUAAGAUGUUUAACGAUUUAGGGUGUCUGUUAUUGAACACCGAAGAUACAGACUAUGUUGGUGAAAUAAAGCGUUAUUUAACUCAGGUUUUUAACAAAAUCCAGAGCAAACUCGAUUUAGUGUCAGAAAUUAUUGAACAAAUUAUUAAACGAUAUGAGAGACGGUGUGAUAAAACGAAAUUAGAUGAUGAAAAAUGGAAGAAAAUAAAAGAGAAACUUGUACACAUUUUUGAAACUACUAUUGUUACACCUUGUUCAUUUACUUUCAACUUAUAUUUAAAUUACUAUUUUCCUAGCGAAGAACACCUCAAUGAGUAUUUAACCACUUUAGAUAAUAAGAUAAUAAAAUAAUAAGAUAUUAUAUUAUGUAAUCGAAAUUCCUAUAAUUGGUUUGUUUGUAAAUUGCUUUUACAUGAUUGUAUUGAUUAUAAAUUUUAAAAGAAUUUAUUUUUGUUUGACAACAUUAAUCCGACUACAAGAUUUAUUUUUCAGUCUUACACUUAAUUUACUAAAUUGUACAAGUACACAACUCAACUAAGAUUUCUUAAAUUUACAUAAAUGUUAAUUAUUUUAUAUUAUUAAUUCAUUCAAACAUUUUUUUAUAAUACCUCAAAGGCAGAAAACCUUUAU